Messenger RNA from Angiostrongylus costaricensis, 675 nucleotides. Lineage: Eukaryota; Metazoa; Nematoda; Chromadorea; Rhabditida; Metastrongylidae. The record is from the annotation of a GenBank genome assembly.
AUGACGACUCGACGAGUGAUCAGCCGCGAGUCACGACAGUGUUCGCAGAUCCGGCCGUUCCUCUACGUCGGCGGACUGGCAGCGCUGUCGCCGAGGACGCUUUCACGAUUCUGUACAACCAUUAAUCUGAUUCCUGGAUUUCGCAUCACAGCCCCCGGACAUAUGAAAGUGCUGCACAUCCCUCUACUAGAUGACGAGUCGACUGAUUUGUCGCCCUAUUUUACUAUCGUUUUCAAGGAAAUCGACAGCGUAAGGAAGUCGCUCGGCCGAGUCCUGUUGCUUUGCGCUAUGGGCAUUUCUCGUUCAGCCACAUUUGCUAUUUCCUACUUGAUGUGCAUUGAAAAAAUGUCUUUGUAUGACGCCUACAAGCAUGUGCAGUACUGCCGCAACAUUAUCUGUCCGAAUGUUGGUUUCUUCCAGCAGAUGAUUGAUCUCGAGCAAAAGUUGUAUGGCAAAAAAACAGUGCAGAUCAUCGAACCAAUUCAAGGCGUGAAAGUUGCUGAUGUGGUAUGGAACGAGUUGUAUCAGGAUAUGAUGGAGCGCCUGAGCCAGACUGACCGACAGUCCGUACGCUCCCUCAAUUCGCCACCUGAUUCGGCUCGUCAACAGGACACACGGUCACUUCGCUCGCUGAAUCUAGUCGGAGAAGGAAAUGUGGAUGACAUAACCAAGUAG